Molecule: messenger RNA, 3272 nt
Organism: Rhinolophus ferrumequinum (greater horseshoe bat)
Lineage: Eukaryota; Metazoa; Chordata; Mammalia; Chiroptera; Rhinolophidae
Gene: LHFPL4
Product: LHFPL tetraspan subfamily member 4
Exons: 4
Coding region: 219-962 (247 amino acids)
Biological process (GO): gamma-aminobutyric acid receptor clustering; sensory perception of sound
Cellular component (GO): postsynaptic membrane; plasma membrane; inhibitory synapse
Molecular function (GO): GABA receptor binding
Source: RefSeq, a predicted model, not a curated record
GGAGAGCCCGAGCAAGAUGGAGGCCGCGCGGCGGCCGCCGCCUGGGCCAAGGCAGCCGCUACUGGGAGCGCCGAGUCGCGGCGCCUAGGCUGUGCCAGUCCCGGACCCGCUGCCCAGGACCAGGCCCAGCUCCCUCCCGGCAACCCGGUGGCGGUCGGUCCCGGGCCGGCGGCCCCCGUCAGCGGCCGCCGUCGCUGCCGGCCCCGCCCCCGGGCACCAUGCUGCCCUCGCAGGAGGCCUCCAAGCUCUAUCACGAGCACUACAUGCGGAAUUCGCGGGCCAUCGGCGUGCUAUGGGCCAUCUUCACCAUCUGCUUCGCCAUCAUCAACGUGGUGGUCUUCAUCCAGCCCUACUGGGUGGGCGACAGCGUGAGCACCCCCAAGCCUGGCUACUUCGGCCUCUUCCACUACUGUGUGGGCAGCGGGCUAGCGGGCCGCGAGCUCACCUGCCGCGGUUCGUUCACCGACUUCAGCACCAUCCCGUCCGGCGCCUUCAAGGCGGCCGCCUUCUUCGUGCUGCUCUCCAUGGUGCUGAUCCUCGGCUGCAUCACGUGCUUUGCGCUUUUCUUCUUCUGCAACACCGCCACGGUCUACAAGAUCUGCGCCUGGAUGCAGCUCCUGGCAGCUCUGUGCCUCGUGCUGGGCUGCAUGAUCUUCCCCGACGGCUGGGACUCCGAGACCAUCCGGGACAUGUGCGGGGCCAAGACCGGGAAGUACUCCCUGGGGGACUGUUCGGUGCGCUGGGCGUACAUCCUGGCCAUCAUCGGCAUCCUCAACGCCCUUAUCCUCUCCUUUCUCGCCUUCGUGCUGGGCAACCGGCAAACAGACCUGCUUCAGGAGGAGCUUAAGCAAGACAACAAAGAUUUUGUGGGCUCUACAGUAAGCUCCGUGUUGCGGCCAGGGGGUGAUGUCUCUGGCUGGGGAGUCCUCCCCUGUCCCAUUGCUCACUCACAGGGACCCUGAAGGCCAGGACCCAGCCCAGGAAUUGACCUGCCCUCAGUGUCUCCCAUCUCGUGCCCUCUCAUCCCUCCACUCAAGCUCCAAGGGAAGACCUCAAUCGGACUGACUUCUCUCCUGCUACCCGACCACCAGCUCCAGGCUUUGAAGAGAGGUUGGGGUUGGGUGUAGCCUGGGGGAGGGGAGAGGCCCUGCAGACUCCGGAAGGGCCUGAUUCUGCCCCUCCCUCAACUGACCUAAGGGAGCCAGACAUCCAUCCCUGGGGUGUCUCCUCUUCUCUCCAGCCUGGCCUGGGGGACCCUGCAGUGUCUCCAGGGGAAGGAGGAACUGUGAUUCCAGCUCCCCAGGCUCCCUCUUUCAGGGGGCUGCUGCCUGGCUGUAUCCUGGCCUCCUCUGGUCCCUGCCUCCUGCAGAAACUUAUUCAAGACACUGCCCUAGGGCGACCAGACUCUUUCCUAUCUUUUUUUUUUUUUUUUUGCCAAUGAUGGUUACAUCGUUUUUGCAGAGCUCCAGGUGCCACCAGCCUCCCCAGGGCUGCUCUGCCCCUGCUCCAGCCCGCUCCCAGCUCUCUCCAAGGACUCUGAGCUGCACCGAGAGAAAAAGCACAGGGCCUCCCUGUCAAGUGCUCCCUGGGUCCUGUUCAGCCCAGAGUCUGAGAAAAGACAGACAGCCUCUUAGGCUGCCAGAGGAGGAGCUCUGACUUGGGGCUGCGGGGCUGGGAGGGGCUCUGCCUGGGGCUGCCUGGCCUCUCUGCCGGGCUGGCUCAACCUUGACUGGACCCUUGACCACAGCCCGUUUUGUACAGCACAGACUCCUUGGCUCUCUUGUCAGGGUCGAAGGUUGGGGAGAGCGCCUAAGAGUGGGGAGUUAGGGGAUGCGUCACCCCUCUGCCCCUUCUCAUGCCGCCUGACCCUGGGCAUGUGCCAAGGGCAGAGACUGUCUUGCCUCUUUGAUACUUUUCUGCAUAACUUGAACUUGCAGGUCACCUCUGAACAGGGUACCCCUGUCCCCAUACCCAGGCCUUGUAACCCUGUCCCCACCUCUUCCUUCUCCUUGCCCACCUCUCGCCUUGCGUUAUGCCCGGGGUCUGCGGCCCAAUGGGCAGUGCUUGGAGCUGAGGCAUGAGUGUGUGUGUGUAUGAGCGUGUGUGUGUGUGUGCGUGUGUGUGUGUGUGUGUGUGACGGGGGCAGAUGAGGAGUCUUCUCUCCCCCUCUCCUCCCACUGUGGGGAGCGUCUCCUUCCGCUUAGCAGGGAGCAAAUAAGGAAGACGCCAAGUGUUUCUGGACUUCCCUUGCUGCUGCGUUGUCCUGGCGGUACAGCCAUCUGGUCUGGGGUGUGGGCAGCCCUCUUCAGGCCCUAGUUCAGGCGGCAGGUGGGCUUCUUCCAGUGUGCCUGCUUCUGUCUGCGGGUGCUGGUGGACUGGCCCCCUGUGGAGAAGGAGUGUGAGACCGCAGCAUUUUGUUAUGUUGGCCUCAGCCAAAGAAGAGCAGAAAAGCAGUGAGUGCCAUGUAUUUGCCAACCUUGUGUUCAUUUCCAUCAGAUAUGGACCUGAGAGGAGGGUUUCCAAGACAGACCCUAGAAAUCCUCUGCCAGAGUCCCCCGAUUGGACUCAAACUGGAAUCAGAUGCUGGGUCCUGAUAGGAUUCCAGAAACCCGGAGCUUCCCAAGUCCUGACCUCCCCACCCCCACCCUCUCACUGCCUCCUCCUGGGCAAACACCUUCCCCCAGUGCUCUGCCCAGCACUGUGCUCCCCUCUCUUCUGCUCCCACCAAGCCCCCCACUGCAGCUCCCUUGCUGGCACCUUCCCCAGCAGGCUGUCUGCAGGUGGGCUGGACACUGGGGUCCCAGGUGGAAGGGGAGGGUGAGGGGACCCUCGUGGGAGAGAGGGAGUGAGAGGCAGAGUGACACCAAAGCCCAGUGUUGGAAGGCUGCAAGGGGGUGGGGCUGGGAGCAAGUGAUUAGGAAUGGGGAGAAGACGGGUGAAAGAAAAUAAGAGACAGGAGAGGAGAGAGGGAGAUGGAGACGUACAGAGACAGAGCAAAGGAAAGGGGGAUCCAAAAAGGUACAGAAAUGGAGAAAGGAGAGGGGAUGAGCGAGAACAGAGGGGUCUGGCGAGGGAAAGAGAACCUGGGAUGGAAAGACUGAAGAAGGAAUAGGGAUAGGGAAGGAAGCAGAUGGCAAGAUGAGUUGUGGGAAACCAGACAAAUGCAGGAAGAAACGGAAGGGGAUGGAGAGGAAGAUGAAGUACGCUGAGGAAUGGGGGAGAAGCUGCUGUGAGGGGAGAGCUCAUUCCCCCAAGAUUACCCACUGCCGGGG